Molecule: messenger RNA, 507 nt
Organism: Solanum pennellii
Lineage: Eukaryota; Viridiplantae; Streptophyta; Magnoliopsida; Solanales; Solanaceae
Exons: 2
Coding region: 1-507 (168 amino acids)
Molecular function (GO): nucleic acid binding
Source: RefSeq, a predicted model, not a curated record
AUGAAUGGAGUUGUAGAGGCCGCCAAUAAGAACAUCAAGAAGAUUUUAAGGAAAAGGAUUGACAAUCACCGAGUUUGGCAUGAGAUGUUACCAUAUUCCUUGUUGGGUUAUCGAACGACUGUCAGAACGUCGAUUAGAGCUACUCCAUACUUCUUAGUAUGUGGAACAGAAGCAGUCAUACUUGCUGAAGUUAAGAUACAGUCCUUGAGAAUCAUACAAGAAGCUGAACUGAGUAAUUAUGAAUGGGUCAGCAAGCAGAUUGACCAAUUGAAACUGAUUGACGAGAAGAGAAUGUUUGCCGUUUGUCAUGGUCAACUAUAUCGACAGAGAAUGAUUCGAGCUUUCCACAACAGAGAUGAGUAUAAAGAAAAAUUUGCACUGAAUUUGCAAGGGCCUUACAUGGUUUGUAAAUUAUUAUCUGGAGGUGCUUUGGUCCUUUCGGAGAUGGAUGACACUUCAUGGCCGAAACCGAUCCCCUCAGAUGCUGCCAAAAGAUACUACGCGUGA